Molecule: messenger RNA, 651 nt
Organism: Camelina sativa (false flax)
Lineage: Eukaryota; Viridiplantae; Streptophyta; Magnoliopsida; Brassicales; Brassicaceae
Source: RefSeq, a predicted model, not a curated record
UAAUCGUCCGGGCCACGUAAAACAUUUUAGCCUUUUAGGUCUAACUAAGCAUUUUAGGGUUUCUUCUUCAAAUGCUCAAUCUCAUUCUCUGGUAUCUCUCUACCUGUUGACUGGAAUCUAAUGGCGAUUAAACGGAAACAUCAAGCUGUUACCGUCGUUGCUCCAUCCUCGAGGAAGGUUCGCAAAACCGAUAAGCUAACGUCGAAGAUACUGAAGGUAGCCUAUGAGCAGCAAAGGGAGUUAGUUGAUGAAGAAAUCGCAAAGACAAUCCCAAUGAGUUCCUUUUUCAAGGAGGCAGUUAAUGGGUUGGAAGAUUUUAUUGAUGAUGAUGAGCAAUCUCAAGAGUUUCAGACCCAACUUGAUUACCAAGAUAUGACCAGUACUGAGGAAGAAGACAAUUUAUUUGAUGCAUUGUUUUCCCAGGAUGGAGCUUCAAUAGCUAAACGUCUCUCUAAUGCUAUUACUUGUAUCAAGAAGCGUGAAGAUAAAGCUUCUGUUGCAGAAAAAACUACUUCCAUGCCCAUGCCCAUGCCUGAAGAUAAAGAUGAUGCUAAAAUAUGUUUCUUGAUUACCUAUUUUAGUUAUCUUUUCCGUGUUGAAGCUUCAGCUUCUGUUCCUACUUCCAUGUCCAUGUCUGAAGUCUCUGACCGU